UGGUUGGUAAAGAGUUUGAAGUGAAACAGGAACAAGUGAACAUUUGCAAAACAGUUAACGUUUUCUUUAAUCCUUUCCUCCAAUCAUGUUUUUCAGAAAAUAAAUGGGACAUUAGUUUCGGCGGUAACUGUCUUUGGUCUCACUUAAGUGGAUCCACUACGCUUCCGGACCUCUGAUCUGGUGAAGAAGUUUGUUCUAUUGUUCGGGCUUCGCUCGGUUAAUAGGAACCCUGUAUGGUCGUCCAACGACUCCUAGUCAGUUUCCUGCUGACAAGCACUUUGCACUGGAUAGAGGUCCUUGGCGAGAACAAGAAUGACACCCAUUCCCCGCGCGUAGUUGGUGGUAAUAUAGUAACCAAUCGGGAGCUGGGCGGUUACAUUGUGGCAAUGCGCUACGACGGCAGUUUCGCUUGCGGCGGCACUCUCGUCCAGGACCUCAUUGUCCUCACGGCAGCCCACUGUUUUGAGCAAAGAAGGAUCAAAGAGAAGUGGCUUAUCUCUGGUGGCGUCUCCAUGCUCAACGAGAUAGGGGUAAGUCGACGGAUAAGAAAAAUUAUCAUUCCUAAAGCCUUUAGUAUGGACACCAUGGAAAUGGACGUGGCCGUGGUGUUGAUGGACAGGCCAAUGGUGGGCAACGGCAUCGGAAAGCUAUCGCUCUGCGAUAAGCCCCUUGAGGUCGGCAGGAGCUUGACCGUCGCCGGAUUUGGAAUGGUUAAAUCAGGGGGCACGAACCCAGGGCAGUACCUGCGCCAAACCACAGUGCCUAUUGACUCUAAGGAAUACUGUCGCAAAGCCUACAGGAAAAUCAUCGCUAUUACGAACAGUAUGCUGUGCGCCUCCGAGAAGGGCAAGCGCGAUGCCUGUACCCUCGACUCCGGAGGUCCGUUGGUCUAUAAGAACCAGGUCUGUGGCAUCGUAUCCUUUGGCAUAGGAUGCGCCAGUAGCCGAUAUCCUGGCGUCUACACGGAUGUCACCUAUGCAAAACCCUUCAUAACAAAAAUCAUUAAUAUGUUGAUGUCGCAAACAUAAAUAAUACGAAUGGGCCUUAGGGUAAUU
Messenger RNA from Drosophila kikkawai, 1055 nucleotides. RefSeq names its product seminase-like. Gene Ontology annotation, biological process: proteolysis. The record is from RefSeq and is a predicted model, not a curated record. Gene Ontology annotation, molecular function: serine-type endopeptidase activity. NCBI's taxonomy places the organism in Eukaryota, Metazoa, Arthropoda, Insecta, Diptera, Drosophilidae.